AUGAUGAAAUUAAGUAAGGGGAAAAAAGAGAUGCGAAUUGGGGAAAAGAAGAAAAAAAGAAACUUGGAACAGAAAGUUGAUGAUGUGGAGACAUAUGUUACAGUGAACAAUGAUGUGGAUGGUGGAGUGAAGGUUAAUAAGGGAAAAAAGAUGAGAGUUUCAUCUGGUAGAAGAAAGAAGAACAAGGACAAAAAUAUCUUUGUGGAAGAAAGACGGGAAGGUGAAGAAGUUGAUUUAGAAGAGCAAAGUGUGGUUCAUGAAAUAAAGAGAGAAAAGGUGAAAGGUACAACUAGUCGAAAAAGGAAAAACAAAGACAGAAACCUAGUUGGAAGACAAAGAGUGGAAGAUGAAGAAGUGGAUUUAGAGAAGGAAAACGUUGUUCAUGAAAUGCAAGCUAUAAAGAGAGAAAAGGUGAAAGGUACUACUAGUCGAAAAAGGAAAAGUAAAGACAGAAACCUAGUUGGAAGACAAAGACUGGAAGCUGAAGAAGAGGACUUAGAAAAGGAAAAUGAUGGAGUAGUGGAACAUUGUGAUGCUAAACAAGAGGAAGUCAAAGACUCGAAGGAGCAUAGAAAUUCCAAUACUGGAGCAUUUAUCAAACCUUGUAAGUCAAAGGAAACUAAGAAGAAACGAAGAAAGGAGGUUCCAAAAUCACCAGAAAAGAGAGAACAAGAUCAUCAGGAGGUCCCAAAAUCACCUGAAAAGAGAGAACAAGAUCAUCCGGAGGAGAUUCAUAUUAUUUCCCCUGGAGAUGACGACUGCUCAAAUGGAAUGAAAAAAUGGAUCAUGGAAUACCAUCAAAGUAGACCAAGGUUGAAGGUGUUGCAAAAUCAAAUUGACGACUUUAUAACUGAUUACGAGGAGAAAUUGGAAGAGGAAAAGAAAGCAAAAGAAGCUCUUGCUGCAGAAGGGGGAUGGACGGUGGUUGUUCAACGCAAGGGUAGAAAGAAAACUACUGAUUCUGAAAGUGGGAUUGCCGUGGGCUCGGUUGCUCAAGCUGCUGUGGAGGAUAAACUGGCCAAAAAGAAAAAUAAAGAAGUUGGUCUAGAUUUCUACCGCUUUCAAAAAAAAGAAGCCCAGAGAAAUGAGCUAAUGCUAUUGCAGCAGAAAUUUGAGGAAGACAAAAAACGUUUGCAACAGUUGAGAGCUGCCAGGAAAUUCAGACCUUACUAA
Molecule: messenger RNA, 1173 nt
Organism: Vicia faba (fava bean)
Lineage: Eukaryota; Viridiplantae; Streptophyta; Magnoliopsida; Fabales; Fabaceae
Source: the annotation of a GenBank genome assembly